GAAGAAGCUUCUCUGCCCAAUUUGCUAGUUGUUUGUGGGGAUCAUGGGAUGUCUGAAACAGGUAGUCAUGGUGGUUCUUCAGAAGGAGAAGUGCACACACCACUGCUGUUUAUCAGCUCCGCUUUUGAAAAGAGAAGUGGUCCUCUCACCCAACCUGAACUUGUGCAACAAACUGAUUUAGCUAGCACACUGGCAGUAGGUCUUGGUCUACCAAUUUCAAGAAACAGUGUUGGGAACAUUAUAUUGCCAGUCGUGGGAGGCAAGACAAUGAGAGAACAACUACGUUUUGUGCACUUGAAUGGGUUCCAGCUUAGCAGACUGCUGCAGCAGAAUACACCUGCAUAUGAAAAAGAUCCUGGAUAUGAACAUUUUAAGAUAGCAGAGAAGUCCCAUGGUAAUUGGAUCAAACUGUACUUAGAGGGGAAUAAUUCAGAAAUACUCUUAAAUCUUGGCAAAAAGGUCCUGAAGCAAUAUUUGGAGGCCCUGAAGACUCUGAGUUCUUCACUAAGCAAACAAGUGGCACAAUAUGACAUGUAUUCGAUGAUGGUGGGGACUGUGAUCAUUAUGGAGGUUCUGCUGCUGCUUUUGCUCAGUGUUCCAAAAGCCCUGAGCAGCCGGGCAGAAUUUGAAAUGCCCCUCUCCCCUCCACUAUUCUCUCUGCUGUUUUACUUGAUGUGUCUGAUGCUGUGUGCAGUUCACGUCAUUGUAUGCACAUCGGCAGAAAGUUUAUGCUAUUUCUGCAGUAUGUCCUGGUUAACAGCAGUUGGAGUGAUGAUGCUGAUUUCUGCACUCAUGUGCGGUAUUUUAUCUGCCAUUGCAAAGAUCUUUGAGAAUUCCAGACUUCCACUGAAGUAUCCCGUUGUGUCCAGUUCCAGCUGGUCAGAAGUAGAUGUGCUGAUUCUGACUGGAACAAUUGGCCAUGUUUUGAGUUUGGGGGCAAGCAGUUUUAUAGAAGAGGAACAUCAAACCUGGUAUUUUCUUAUCAAUACGCUUUGUUUGGCCCUGUGUCAGGAACUUUGUAGAAAUAAUUUUCUUCUGAAAGAAUGCGACCCUCAACAUAGCACCACUGUGAAACAAAAUUUUGAUAGUAUCGGGGAAGCCUCUGAGUGCAAGAAUAUAGACAUUCCAGCAGCAGGUAAUUCAAAAUUGGGCAAGGCCACGUCUUCAGCUGAAUUCAUAAAAGGAUCAGAUAAGUGGAUAAGUUUAGCAAGUCCAUGGAUCAUCCUUAUCUGCUGUCGGCUGCUUCGAUCCUUGAAUCAGACGGGUGUCCAGUGGGCUCAUCGGCCAGACUUUGGACAUUGGUUGACAAG
Fulmarus glacialis (Northern fulmar) is the source of this 1310-nucleotide messenger RNA. Its product is annotated as GPI ethanolamine phosphate transferase 2-like. The annotation marks the transcript as partial. Gene Ontology annotation, biological process: GPI anchor biosynthetic process. The record is from RefSeq and is a predicted model, not a curated record. Gene Ontology annotation, cellular component: endoplasmic reticulum membrane. NCBI's taxonomy places the organism in Eukaryota, Metazoa, Chordata, Aves, Procellariiformes, Procellariidae. The transcript is spliced from 5 exons.